AUGGGCACUUUACUGCGAUACCUGACUACGGGGGAGGGGUCCGAUCUCAUCCUCAUCUGCAACGGGGAGUUCUUUUUUGUUCACAGGACGAUUAUUGCCGCUAGUUCACGGUUCCUGAGGGCAGAUGCAUGUGCAUCAAUGCUAUUUGACGGUGAAGCCAUCAUGGUCAACGACGUUUCACCUGCUGCAUUGGGGAAAGUACUCACGUUCGUCUAUCACGGCGAUAUUCCAGAUUCCUACCGGAAGACCCUGGAAUCCAACGCCUUCUCUCACCUGCCGCUGCAUCAAAAGUUCCCGAUCACAGACAAAUUCCUUACCACGGUGAAGGGCAAGCCAAUUACUGUCGAUCUCAAUGAUGGCACUACCAGGACGACAGACACCGUCACCAACAAGCAGAAGUGGGCAAUCAUGCUGGCCAAGCAGGCUGCGCUGAAAGACCCAUACGAUAUGGAAGCCUGCAGGGGCUACGCCGAAGUCAUCUCCGAGGUAGAUUUGUAUUUUGCGGCAGAGAAGUUAGAGAUCCCGGCGUUGAAGGGAGUAGCCAUGGGCAAAGUCUCGGCCUGGUUUGAAGCCGAACUACAGGCAGGACUCCCACUCUCUUGCGACUUUUGCACAUGCGCGACCUAUGUUCUCAGGGAGCAUAGGGAGUUCGCCAAAUCGUUCAUCGGCGUCUGCGCAAAAUACCUGCCGGUUGUGGAAAAAGACAGUGCCCUGGUGGCUCUGAUCGAAGAGCUUCAUCCGAUGACCUGGAACGCAAUGAUGUCCGUCCGUCAGGAAUGGGCCGCCCGUCUGAGAGAGACAAUUCAGGACUUGGAGAAGAGCAAGGAGCAGCUUUCAGCUCUAGAGACACGUAACCUCCAACAGAAAUCCGAGGCCGAGGAUUCCAAGAAGUUGCUGAAGUCUCAGGUGGAGACGUUGUCAAGGUAUCUGGCAUCGGCUAAAGGCAGGGCUGACACAGCUGAGGCGACGGUCCGUCAGCUGGAGAGUUCGCAGGUGUCAUUGAAGCAAGAGUUGCUUGACGAGAAGGCUUCUGUGCUGAAAUGGGAGGGUGCGAAUAAGGCGAUGCAGAAAUACAAGCCUCAGAAAGUUGACCGUUCGCUUCAAAAGCUCACUGAGAAGGUCGAAGAUCUGGAGAGAGCGGUCGCCUCCAAAGAGGAGGCGCUGCAGCAGUCACGGUCGGCCAACCGAAAAAUCAAGGACGACCUUCGCUAUGAGAACGAGGGCCUACGUGCUGAGAUUGAUGAGAUGAAGAAUGCUUUCAAUCUGUUUCUGGCGUUUGUGAACUAUGAGCAUGACUGCCCACGCUGUGGAUGUGAGUGGAACCUCCGCAUCGGCGACAACCACUACACAUCGAUCAGCAUUGGGUGCAAGCGUUGCGACUUCUAG
Messenger RNA from Cladophialophora yegresii CBS 114405, 1386 nucleotides. RefSeq lists its product as uncharacterized. Bases 1 to 1386 code for a protein of 461 amino acids. The transcript has 2 exons. The record is from RefSeq and is a predicted model, not a curated record. NCBI's taxonomy places the organism in Eukaryota, Fungi, Ascomycota, Eurotiomycetes, Chaetothyriales, Herpotrichiellaceae. Gene Ontology annotation, molecular function: protein binding.